This is a messenger RNA of Capsicum annuum, 1976 nucleotides long. Its product is annotated as fatty acyl-CoA reductase 2, chloroplastic-like. Gene Ontology annotation, cellular component: intracellular membrane-bounded organelle. NCBI's taxonomy places the organism in Eukaryota, Viridiplantae, Streptophyta, Magnoliopsida, Solanales, Solanaceae. The transcript has 9 exons. The coding region runs from base 25 to 1782 and encodes 585 amino acids. Gene Ontology annotation, biological process: suberin biosynthetic process; long-chain fatty-acyl-CoA metabolic process. The record is from RefSeq and is a predicted model, not a curated record. Gene Ontology annotation, molecular function: alcohol-forming very long-chain fatty acyl-CoA reductase (NADP+) activity.
UCUAUUAUUUUAUUUUUUACCAAUAUGCUUCUCUUCAAAAAUAUUUUUGCUUUUAAUAAAAUGGAAUCACAAACUAAAUUAUUUUCUAAAAAUUAUUUUUCUCCUAAGUUUGAUCAAUAUAAAAUUCCAUCCUUUGAGAAAUAUGAAAAAAGAAAAAGGAAAAUAACAUGUUUGUCUUCAUUUUUUUCUUCUCCAAAUGAUCAACAUUUUUCACUUAAAGCAAUUACUAAUGUUGAAGCCAUAAUUAUGGAGAAUGAAAAAGAAAUUAUAUCUCAAAAAUCCAAUAAUGGUAUAGGAAUUAUUGAGUUUUUUGAAGGGAAAAAUAUUCUUGUCACUGGUGCUACAGGGUUUCUUGCAAAAGCUCUGAUUGAAAAGAUGUUGAGGACAAUACCAAAAAUAAACAAAAUCUACAUCCUCAUUAGGGCAAAGGAUAAAGAAGCUGCAUUUGACAGAUUAAAAAGUGAAAUUAUAGAAUCAAAAUUAUUCAAAUGCCUAGAAGAAAUGCAUGGUGAAUAUUACAAGCAAUUUAUACUAAGCAAAUUGGUUGGUGUGGUUGGAAAUAUAUAUGAGCCAAAUCUUGGUAUGGAUAUUAUUACUUCUCAACAAAUUGCUGAAGAAAUUGAUUUGAUCAUUGAUUCUGCAGCCAACACUAAAUUUGAUGAGAGGUAUGAUUUAGCACUUGAUACUAAUGUGAAUGGUCCAUAUCAACUCAUGAUGUUUGCCAAGAAAUGCGAAAAACUUAAACUUCUUAUGCAUUAUUCCACAGCAUAUGCCAAUGGAGAAAGAGAAGGAAUAAUAUUGGAGAAGCCUUUUACAAUGGGUGAAAGUAUAACAAAGGAGAAAAUCACUUCAAUUUCUCCAUUUACUGAAUUUCCAUCACUAAAUGCUGCAAAAGAAAUGGAUCUUAUUUCAAAGUUGAAAAAUAUUACAAAUAAUGGCUUGGAGCAAAUAGUGAAGGAUUUAGGAGUUGAAAGAGCAAAGUUUUAUGGAUGGCUAGAUACAUACACAUUCACAAAGGCAAUUGGUGAAAUGUUGAUAAAUAAUAUGAGAGAUGAAAUACCAAUACUUAUUCUUAGACCCUCAACAAUAACAAGUAGUUAUAAAGAACCUUUUCCAGGAUGGAUACAAGGAUUCAGGGUAAUUGACCCUCUAAUUUAUUUAUAUGGAAAAGGGGACCUUCCAGGAUUUCUUGGUGAUCCAAAUAAUCUUCUUGAUAUGAUUCCAGUUGAUAUGGCUGUAAAUGCAACAAUGGCUGCAAUUGCAAAGCAUGGAUAUUUACAAAUUCCACAAUUAAAUGUUUAUCAUUUAGCAACAAGUUUUGUGAAUCCAUUUUCACUACAUAAACUUUUUGAUAAUUGUUAUGAAUAUUUCACUUCAUUUCCUUUACCUUUUGUUAACUCAAAAGGUGAUAAAAUUGAGGUUAAUGAAAUGAAAUAUUUUGACAAAUUAUCAGAAUUUUCAAAUUAUACUAUGGAGGUACUAUCCAAGCAGCAUAGAGUACAAGAUUUAAGUGAUGAAAAAGAAUUAUUGAAGAUUCAAAUGAGAUUAAAAAGAAAAAUGGAAUUUCUCAACAACUUUAGCAAGACCUAUGAACCAUAUUCUACCUACAAAGGAUGGUUUCACAAUGGCAAUAUGAAAAAUUUAUUGGAAGAAAUGUCUGAAGAAGAAAGAGGAAGCUUUGAGAUUGAUGCAUCAAAAAUAAAUUGGGGAGAUUAUUUUUUAGAAAUUCAUAUUCCUGGUUUGAAAAAACAUGUAUUGGAAGGCAAAAAAGUACCUACAUAGGUGGUGGGGUGGGGGUGGGGUAAUAUUAUUUGUCUUUUUGAUUCGAAAUGAUUAGACGUAAAGCAUCUGUAGGUAGGUGGUUGUUUAAGUUCGUCAUCAAAUGAGUAUAAACUAUGAGUAUAAAUUUGCCCUCCUUUAAUCAUUGGAGUCAAAUAUAUCGUCAUCGUUAUCAAAAUGAGCUAGAUUCGCCCGUA